AGCCCUAGUUGAAGCUAUAUAUACCUACCUCGGCUCGUUUGCUUCACGGCUUCCAUUUUCUUCUGUUUCAAAGCUUCAUUCUUCGUGUUGUUAUUCUUUUUCUUUGAAGAAUCCUAGAGGAAGAACUAAACCCUAGAUUUCCGAGAAUUUCGAGAGCUUUCUUGGGUUUGAAUUUAACUGUGUUCUGUUCUGUUGAAUCUAAAUCUUUCUCUGCGAGUUCUUCUUUCGUGUUUUGAUGAGCGUCGUGGUCUUUGGUUCCAGUUCUUAGUGUUUUUUUUUGUUGAGUAUCAAUGGCGGAACGCAGGUUUUGUAUAGGCUAUGCUUUGGCUCCCAAGAAACGACAGAGCUUCAUCCAAGACUCGUUAGUGAAUCUCUCGGCGUCUAGAGGAGUUGAUCUUGUUCGAAUUGACACUGAACGGCCACUUCUUGAUCAAGGUCCAUUCGAUUGCAUUCUCCACAAGUUUUAUGGCGUGGAUUGGAGGAAGCAACUGGUGGAGUUUAGACUUAAGAAUCCUAAUGCCUUCAUUUUGGACUCGCCGGAUUCGAUUGAGAGACUUCAUAACCGGAUUUCGAUGCUUCAGGUUGUCUCCGAGUUGAAGAUUGAUAAUCCGGAUGAAACGUUUGGGAUCCCUAAGCAGAUUGUGAUUUACGACAAGGAGACUUUGUUUGAUCGGCAGGCUUGGGAGGGUUUGAAGUUCCCUGUCAUUGCCAAGCCGUUGGUUGCUGAUGGAAGCGCCAAAUCUCACAAAAUGGCGCUCGUUUUCAACCAUGAUUGUUUGAACAAGCUCAAGCCUCCGAUUGUCUUGCAGGAGUUCGUGAAUCACGGGGGCAUUAUCUUUAAGGUUUACGUUGUUGGACAGUAUGUGAAAUGUGUGAAGCGAAAAUCUCUCCCUGACGAGCCGGAAGUGAAGUUGGGGAAUGUAGAGGGAUUGUUAUCAUUUUCGCAGGUCUCGAAUAUGACUCCUCGUGAGAAAAUUGACGACAAGUACUACAAGAUGAUGCAGCUUGAUGAUACAGAGAUGCCACCGUUGAGUUUCCUCACCGACAUCGCUGGAGGGUUGCGGCGCUCCAUGAACUUGAAUCUUUUUAACUUCGACGUGAUUCGAGACUCGAACAUUGGGAAUCGGUACCUUAUAAUUGACAUUAACUAUUUCCCUGGGUAUGCCAAAAUGCCGGGUUAUGAAGAGAUCUUGACGGAUUUUUUCUGUGAUUUAGCGCAGAAGAAAGAGGCAAUGAACCGUCCUAACAACAAGGAUAUUGAGGACAAGAUUGGUUCUGAUCGGCGUGGCCCGAUGCAGAGUGUUGAUCAAGAAAUAACAAAGAUUUCCAUUAAUGAGGAUGUUGGAGGUCAAUCAGUUGACAGUGAAAAGAAAGAAUCCCCUGUUCAAGAUUGACCAUUAUUUUGGAAACCCUUCAUUCUCAAGCUUGUUUGUGAUCUGAAGUCAGCUUGAAUUCGCUCCAUUCUGGACUCAAGUGAGUUGUUCUACACAUUCCUCUAGAUAGCCAUUGAUACUGAAAUGAAAAAGGGAUAUUUUCCUGUUUUUCAAUUAGUCUUUAACUGCAUGACUAGAUUUCAUUUGUGUCCAGUGUUAUCAUGUAUAUUCCAUCCUAACGUUACCACUGGAGAUAGUUCUGAAAUACCCUACUACUGAUGAGAUAUAUGGAGGAGGUUAAAUUGUAUCUUGAGGCUUAAGCUUUUUCUCAUGGAUCUUGAAUCUUUUAGUGAAUUCAAUUACUGAUUUUUUUGCCCCCCAGAAAACUUCUAGUAUCAUUUUAUCUUCUUUGUGUUUGGUAUAGUGUUGUAAUGAAAAUGCACUGGUGUUGUAGACAAAUAAGACAUCCUUCCAAACUAAUUGUAG
Molecule: messenger RNA, 1859 nt
Organism: Cucurbita moschata (crookneck pumpkin)
Lineage: Eukaryota; Viridiplantae; Streptophyta; Magnoliopsida; Cucurbitales; Cucurbitaceae
Product: inositol-tetrakisphosphate 1-kinase 1-like
Exons: 2
Coding region: 291-1394 (367 amino acids)
Biological process (GO): inositol trisphosphate metabolic process
Cellular component (GO): cytoplasm
Molecular function (GO): magnesium ion binding; inositol-3,4,5,6-tetrakisphosphate 1-kinase activity; inositol-1,3,4-trisphosphate 6-kinase activity
Source: RefSeq, a predicted model, not a curated record